This is a messenger RNA of Salvelinus sp. IW2-2015, 4933 nucleotides long. RefSeq names its product G patch domain-containing protein 8. NCBI's taxonomy places the organism in Eukaryota, Metazoa, Chordata, Actinopteri, Salmoniformes, Salmonidae. Gene Ontology annotation, cellular component: nucleus. The record is from RefSeq and is a predicted model, not a curated record.
GGACAGGAGGAGGGAGGGGAGAAGGCUGCGGGACAGGAGGAGACCUCCGGCUGCAGCACCGAGAGCCCCAAGGGAGGAGGAGGGGGGAAUGGAACAGCAGGGCCAGAGGAGGAGGAGCUGCAGGAGGAGCAACUACAUCAAGAACAACCAGAGCAGGAGGAAGAAGAUGACGGCGCCUCCCUAGCCUCCACCCUCAACAAGCUGAAGAUGAUGAUGAAGAAGGAGGAAGGCUGGGCCGGCCAGGAGCCUGAGUACUACCACUACAUCCCACCAACCCACUGCAGAGUCAAACCCCGCUUCCAGUUCCUGGUGUUCAUGAAGGCCACAGACCAGUGUGAGAUCAGGGAGCAAGAAGAAGAAGAUGAAGAAGAGGUGGAAGAGAAGAAGACCGAGAAGGUGGUAGCAGAGGUUUCUGAGCAGACACAGCCAAAAGCUACUGAGUGCAAAUCAGAAGAGUCAGAGAAGACUCCUGCAGCUCCAGUCACAGAGCCCACUCCUACUCCCACAUCACCUAAACUGAAGACUGAAGAGGCCUCUGCCAGCUUCACAGACCCCCCUCCCACAACGGCCCCCACUAUAGUACCAGACAACAAGCAGGAGGCCCCACUCCCAGAGCUCAACUUGGGCCCCAAAAUCCCCACCGGUCCUUUCUUCCUGGUCCUGAGCAAAGACGAGAGCACCACUCUGCAGUGGCCCUCGGAGCUGCUGGAUUUUACCAAGGCUCAGCCCGCCCUCUCUUACAGCUGCAACCCCCUGUACUUCGACUUCAAACUGUCCCGCAACAAAGGGGKCCGUGCUGGACGAGCAGCAAAGUCCUCCAAGCCCGCUGGUGAAGGAGCUGAGAAAAAAAACAAUCCUGAGGCAGCUGCUGCAGUCAACGAGGGGAAUGCUGCUGCUGCCACCACCACCCCUGGGCCCAGCACUGACAACACUGAUAAGGAGCAGCCCUCCUUAAAAAUAGAGGGUUCCCAAGGGGAGACUGAGGAGCAAAAGCUACAGAGUAGCACAAGCGGAGCCAAGAAGAAGAAGAAAAAGAAGAAGAAGAAGCAUAAGAAAUCUGGGAAAGGCUCCAAGCGCAAAGAAAAAGAGAAGGGAGCCGUAGUGGACGGGGACGCGGAAACUGCGAUCCUAGGAGAGAAAACCAAAAAGAAGAAAAAACACAAACGAAAGAAGAGCAAAAACAAAGGUGAGGGGGAAGAGGGAGGUGGUGGUGAUAAGGAAAAGCCUAAAGAGGAAAAAGCAGUAGCCGCAACGGUUUCUAGUGCUCCCCCAGCACCAGCAGGAACAGGAUCUGCUACAGGAGCGGAACCUGGGAAGAGGAAACGACCAGCCAAAGAAGCACUUCAGAAGUCCGGGGCAGAGGAAGGUGGGGCAGGGAAAGGCUCUGACGAGGCCAAGCCCUCUGAGGAGCACAACGGCACCAAGCGUCUGAAGACAGACCCCAGCGCCCCACCCAGCGCUUCCUGCUCCUCCUCGGCCCAGAAGAGCCCCGGGCCAGGCAAACCACCCAGCAGUGAGAGUGAGGAGGAAGGAGGUGGAGGCUCAGCUUCCCGAUCCAGCCGCCGCAGGUCCACACCCCGGGAGGGGCGCCGGCACCAGAGCGAUGACUCCGGCCGCUCCCGAAGCCGCUCGUCGCGUCGGGGAGACGGGCGAGGGAGCAGCCGGCGGCAGCACCGCGGCCAGGCAUCCCGUAGCCAGUCAGACUCCAGCAGCUCGGAGCGCUCCUCGAGCGCCUACAGCCGGCGCAGCCGCAGCUACUCAGACAGUUACAGUGACGACAGUGACGGGGGCCGCCACCGGAGACACUCUAAACGCUCCUCUGACUCCGAGUACGAUCGACGGGGAAGCGGCGGGCGGCGGCGCUCCAGAAGACGUCACUAUUCUUCCUCGUCCUCGGAGGACUCUCGCUCCCGCAGCCACAGCCGCAGGAAGAGGCACCAGCGGCGGCACCGGAGCAGCUCUCGGAGCUCUAGCAGCAGGAGCCGCAGCAGCAGCACCAGGUCGUGGAGACGCAGCUACAGCCGCAGCCACAGCUCAGCCAGCCGCUCCUCCAGCUCUACCAAGGGCUCCCCUUACCGGGGUCGUGGAGGCCAGGGGGGCCACAGGGGCCGGGCAGACAGCGCUACACGGCGCCGAGACUUCAACCGCUCCUGCAUCUACCGUUCCCAGUCCCCCCGCUCUGCCUCAUCACGAGCCCCAAACCGCAACAGCAGCUCCCAGAGCCAAAGGGCAGGGGGGUCCCGGGGAGAAGGAGGGGGAGACCAGAGGAACUCUUCCUCACACUUCACCGCCCGCCAGCUUCUGGAUAAGAUCCAGUCCAGGAAGGGAUCUGAUGUCCCAACCACAGGGACCAARUCUGGCGCCAAGAUCAAGGACCCACCAUCGGGCUACUUUGGGCCCAAACUGCCUCCAGCUCUGGGCAAUAAGUCCAUGCUGCCCCUGUUCGGUAAGCUGCAGGCAGGGAAGAAAUUCCCUGCGAUCCCCCUGACCCGGCCCGAUGGUGGAGAGAAGUCAUCAGCAGGGAAAGGUUCAGAUGCCGGGGGAGAGGUCAUCCUGAUGGAGCCCAUCCGGGAGUUCCCCCCACCGCCUCCCCCUCMACCAGCUCAUAAGAARGUGGAGGAGACGGUAGUAGUAGUYCAGGARGCCCGCCACCUCACCCUGGACGCACGGGUWCUUCAUGAGCCCCGGCCGCUGUUCSAUCAGGAGCCCUCCAUGCUGAUGCCCCCAUACCAGGGCGAGCCGGGACAGGACCCCUCCCAGAACCCCAUGAUGGAGCCACUCAUGCCCGACAUGCAGCAGCAGCCACCCCCCAUGCACGCCUACCCCAACUACCCCCCGCCCAGCCUGGAGGAGGAGGACAUGGGCAUGGAGGCAGAGGAGRACRGUCUGGCCCCGCUGGAGAGCCAGCCCAUCACCUUCACCCCAGAGGAGAUGGAGAAGUACGGCAAGCUGCAGCAGGCCGCCCAGCAGCACAUCCAGCAGCAGCUCCUGGCCAAGCACAUCAAGACCUUCCCCUCAGCCGCAGCAGCACAGGCUGCAGCGAACAUGGCUGCAGCAGCGAACCAUCUGCAGCCGGCACCCCCUCCCCCCCAGCAGCAGAUGAUCCAGAUCCACCAGCCUGCCGUGUCUGCAGCCUCGGCUACCKCCAUCACCACAGUACAACACCUCAUSCAGCAGCACCAUGCUGCUCAGGCUGCAGCCAUGGGCAUCCACCCACACGGCCCCCACCCGCACCCCCAGUUAGCCCARGUCCACCACAUCCCCCAGCACCACCUCACCCCCAUCUCCCUGUCUCACCUGGGACACUCUCUAGGCCACACUCUGGGCCACCAGUUGGGAGUGGGACACGCUGGACUGAUCCCUGCCCACCACACGGCCUUCCUCAAUGGCCAGCCCAUACACAUUAUCCCAGCCUCGGCACUUCAUCACCACAGCCCCUUAGCCCUCCACCACAUACCACACUCAUCCCUCUACCCAACGCUGUUCGCCCCCCGGCACUCUAACGCCGCUGCGGCAGCCGCACUGCAGCUCCACCCCUUCCUGCACCCCAUCUUCUCAGGGCAGGACCUCCAGCACCCCCCUAACCACGGCUCCUGAGAAAGACCUUCACUAGAGCCAUGUGUCCACAUCAGAGGAGGGUGUUUUGGCCAGAGCAGGCCUGGUUAAACAUCAGAGUUAACAUGGAGAGAGGGAGGUGUAGUGGCACCAUUGUGCAGCAGGUGAUGAUGAGAAUAUCAUCAGACUGGCCACCAUUAGACCACUGGCCAGACAGAGGUGCUGUGAUAUGCUGCCUGUGCAGAGGUAAACAACAGACAUUUACUGUGGGCUCUUUGAAUGGACCCCUCCGAACAGUUGACUGACAUUCACCCUGAGGUUUCUGGACAGGGUGGAGGAGGGUUUGAGGCAACCUCAAAUCUAAGACGGCAGUUUGUUUUGAAUGGGAACCCAGUUUAAAAGAAGAAAAAAAAAGAAGCAGAAACCUCUGGAGUAUUUUUUUUUUGUCCCACAGUUUAUAACUGAUUGUUGCUGUAAAUGUUCUUCUUUGUUUUCUACAGCCAAAGACACGCAGUGGCUGAAGCCAUAAGCAGGAUGGUGUAGUGGGAAUGGAAAGGGGGAGAUGAGAUGGUGACAUGGGGGGGUUUAGGGUGACAUCCAUGACUGGAAACAGCCUUGACUUAGUAAUGUAAUCUGGUGGCUCUAGUCUACUGCCUGAAUUCUGUUGUCAUUAAUAUCUAAUGUUCUCACAUGACUACUUGCUCUCUUCAUGACCCGUAAUAUUCACCAACAAUUUGUAAUACGGUAUAGAGUACAUAGAUCACUGAGCAAUGUGAAGUAUCCCUCUAAUAUGAUAGGGAUGUUCUUUAUUACUGACUAAUGAAAUGUUGCCCAUAAGGAAAUUAAAAUGGUCACUGGUGGGGGAACACCGAUGAGAGGUUGGGUGAAGCUCAUGUUUUAUUAGAGGUACUGUGGGGGGGUCACACCCUCUUAGUGCUGUAGGGUUAAAGGUCAUGUUGUUCCAAGUGGUAGUGGUUGUAUAUCGAAAUGACUUGCACUGAAAUCUGUACAUCAAGAUGCUGCUUUCGCAUCAUGUAACAAAUGUAUGAUUGUAGUAUACUGCAAUAAUUGUAUUUUUUUUGUUUCUAAAUUAUUUUCCAAAAUGCUCCUCAAAAUAUGUUUUUCCUCUUGUGUAAUUUUUGCUCAAUGUAAAUAAAAUUGCUGUAGUUAACCCCAAUAAUAUUCUAGAGGUUUGUUGCUACUGUAAAAAAAUAAUAACUGAAGGAACAAAGAUGGACAAGAAUACUUUAUCAAGACAUUUUCUGAACUAUUAUCCUGUAUGGGAAGGAUUGGGUGACGGGACUGCCCUGUAAGUGGCAGCAAUGGUAUGUCUUUUUUAAAUAUGAUGCGUCAGCAAAUAAAGAGUUUUGAGUUGCUA